Fusarium redolens is the source of this 405-nucleotide messenger RNA. RefSeq lists its product as uncharacterized. Bases 1 to 405 code for a protein of 134 amino acids. The transcript has 2 exons. The record is from RefSeq and is a predicted model, not a curated record. Lineage: Eukaryota; Fungi; Ascomycota; Sordariomycetes; Hypocreales; Nectriaceae.
AUGGGGAGUUGGGUUCCAGUGCACAAGAAGUCGCCAAAGCAGAAUUUCAUCGAUUUCUUCGGCCAUCUUGGCCCAGAGCGUGAACUGAUUGAGAGAGAUGCGUACAGAAAACUCCUAGGGCACAUGUUCAUGAGCAAGCUGGCAAGAGAUCUACCCCCUAACUAUGUUCUUAUCCAUGCUGUCUGCCCAGGACCUGUCCGAGAUACUGGCAUAUGGAAGUCGAUGAAGUCGCGGCGCUUGCUUUUUAUCUUUGGGACUCUGCCAAAAGGUGCUUUGACCUACAUUGACGCUGUGGCUGUAAAGGUGAUGAAAUCUUACGGCAAGAUCUUGAGGAAUUAUAGUGUAUUGAAGAAGAGAUGUUCCACGUACGAAUAUCAUGACCAGGCUCAGCAGGAGAGGCUCUGA